This is a messenger RNA of Musa acuminata subsp. malaccensis (wild Malaysian banana), 1927 nucleotides long. The record is from RefSeq and is a predicted model, not a curated record. NCBI's taxonomy places the organism in Eukaryota, Viridiplantae, Streptophyta, Magnoliopsida, Zingiberales, Musaceae.
CUGGAGACCAACCAUGGCAGCAUUGCUCCCGAUUAGCACGAGAAUCUGCAGCUCCACUAUAAAUGCACUGCAAGAGUGCACACAAUGGGGUCAUCGACCUUCUCAUCUCCACAAUGCUUGGUCACACCAUCUCCCUUCUCCGACACAAGUGGUGCUGCUCUCUGGAGACCAACCAUGGCAGCAUUGCUCCCGUAAGCUUCACCUCUAAGCUCCAGUACCCAAAGCAGCAGCAGCUGUUGGUGCCCAACAAUGGUGGAGUGAUGAGCACCACAAGUUUCAGCUCUACGAUCCAAUAUCCAAAGCAGCUGCUGUUGGUGCCCAAUGAUCAUGAAGAACUUUUAUAUCUUCAACACAAGAAGAACUUAAUGGAAGCUAGAAGCUUAUUUUAUGAGUCGAAAACCCAAUUAGAUGUGAUGUUAGCAAUCGAUUUGCUACAAAAACUAGACAUUGACUAUCAUUUUACUGAUGAGAUCGAUGCGGCUAUUGAAUCCUUAUACAACAAACGAUCUAAUAUACUUGGUGGAGAAACAAAUAAUUUUGUCAAUAUUACUCUUUUAUUUCGACUACUAAGACAAGCUCGAUAUCCUAUAUCCUCCUAUGUCUUCCACAGGUUCUUGGAUGACGAUGGAGAAUUCAUGACAUCUCUUACCGAAAAGAUUGAUGGAAUGAUAAGUUUAUUCGAAGCAUCAAAUUUGAAUACAGGCGAAAACAUACUUCAUAAAGCCAACAUAUUUGCUACCGAUUACCUUAAGUCCUCAAUGACAUACAUGGAACCUGAUUCUGUCAAAUGCAUUCAACAGACAUUAGAUCAUCCAUACCAUAUGAGUUUGCAGAGAUAUAAAGCAAGACAAUAUCUUAACCAUCAGCGCGGAGAAGAAGGAAGGAAAGGGGUUAUUCAAGAGCUCGCGAGGACCGAUUUCGUUUUGAUUCAGUCAUUGCAUCGAAAGGAAUUGAACGAGAUUACAUGCUGGUGGAAGAACUUGGGAUUAGCACAAGAACUAAGAUUUGCCCGAGAUCAAUCGUUGAAAUGGUACACAUGGUCGAUGACAAUUCUUCCGAAUCCCAAAUUCUCAAAGUAUCGAAUAGCAUUGACGAAAGUAAUUUCGUUUAUUUAUCUUCUCGACGACAUAUAUGAUGUACAUGGAUCACUGGAUGAACUCCACCUCUUCACAAAGGCCAUCGAUGAAUGGGAGAUUUCGGCCAUUGAUUCACUUCCUUUCUACAUGAGAAUAUGCUACAUGGCACUGUACAACACCACCGAUGAGAUCACACAAAUGGUGUUCAAGGAGCAUGGAUGGAAUCCAAUCAACUCUUUGACAAAAUCGUGGAUAGCGUUAUGCAAUGCAUUUAUGGUGGAAGCGAAAUGGUUUGCACAUAGCCGUGUUCCGAUGGCUGAUGACUACAUGAGAAACGGCACGAUUAGCUGCGGUGUGCCGGUGGUUUUGAUACACAUAUUCUUUCUUUUAGGACAAGGUUUAACACAUGACAACGUGAAUCUUAUAGAGAGUUAUCCGAAGCUAAUAUCUUCUCCUGCGAAAAUUCUUCGACUUUGGGAUGAUCUAGGAAGUGCCAAGGAUGAGAACCAAGAUGGAUUCGAUGGGUCGUACUUGGAAUGCUUCAUGAAGGAGAACCCUUAUUGCUCGGGGCAAGGUGCUCGAGAUCAUGUGAUGCUAAUGAUAUCUAAAGCAUGGGAGGAGCUCAAUAAGGAGUGCUUCUUCUCUUCAAGCUCCUUCUCUCAAGAUUUCGUCAUGGCAUGCCUAAACAUGGCACGGAUGGUGAAAGUGAUGUAUAGUUACGAUGACGAGCAGAAGCUCCCUUUGCUUGAGGAGUACAUAAAUCUGUUGCUUGUUGGAAAGGUUUAGGAUGUUAAUUAUGGAAUGUAAAUCCUAUUUUGAAGUUCUAAACCAAAGCUUGAGAGUGUCGAGUA